AUGUCUGAAGAACUAAAUCAAGCAGCUAAGGACUUGUCUCUCGACGAAAAGAAGGACGUGACAGUCCUGGAUUCCAGAGAGGAAUUUAACGUGAAGCACCCACUGAAUUCCAAGUGGACCUUGUGGUACACCAAACCGGCCGUGGACUCCAGCGAGAGCUGGUCUGAUCUUCUGAAGCCAGUUGUUGCUUUUGACACUGUCGAAGAAUUCUGGGGUAUUUUCAAUUCCAUUCCAAAGGCAGACGAGCUACCUCUAAAAUCUGACUACCAUUUAUUUAGAGAAAACAUUAAACCAGAGUGGGAAGACCCAGCCAACUCUAAGGGUGGAAGAUUCUCCUUCCAGUUCAAGGGCAAAAGGCUGGAGCACGGAAUUAACGAAAUUUGGACCAGAGCAUUGUUGAGUGUUAUUGGUGAGACCAUAGAAGACGACCAAAAUGAAGUCAAUGGAGUUGUCUUGAACGUCAGAAAAGUGGGCUACAGAGUGUGUCUUUGGACGAAAUCCUGCGAUAGAGCUGCUCUUGUGCCUAUUGGAGAGAGAUUGAAGAAAAUAUUGAUGCUCAGAGAGGGUGAGUCUGUUGAGUUCAUUAGCCAUAAAGAUUCCAACGACCGUGGAGCAAAACCUGCAUUCUACGUCUAA
Molecule: messenger RNA, 636 nt
Organism: Ogataea parapolymorpha DL-1
Lineage: Eukaryota; Fungi; Ascomycota; Pichiomycetes; Pichiales; Pichiaceae
Product: Eukaryotic translation initiation factor 4E
Exons: 1
Coding region: 1-636 (211 amino acids)
Biological process (GO): translational initiation
Cellular component (GO): eukaryotic translation initiation factor 4F complex
Molecular function (GO): RNA 7-methylguanosine cap binding; translation initiation factor activity
Source: RefSeq, a predicted model, not a curated record